AUGUCGGUUUUAAUCAAGGGAUCGGAAGCCGUCCCCGACCCCGACCAAUGUAUCGAGGUCAUUCAAUUCGACGGCAAGCCAAGCAUUGGCUACGCCGAAUGGAAGUUCACAAUCCUCCGUUAUCUCGACUAUUCCGGCUUCCGAGGCUUUAUCGACGGCACGGCCUCACUCGGCACGCAAGCCACGGAGGACGAAAAGCUGGAGAUUAUGCGCAACAAAAUCACUGCCUACACGGUCCUUUGCGACUCCUUGCGCAAGUGGCUCGAAAGCGUUGACGUAGAAUCGCCCGAUCUGCCCGAUCGAGACGACUUCUUGGAAAUUCGGUUCGACAACACGUACAACGCGAAGCGGCUGUGGGAUAUGGUGGAAAACUAUUGCCGCGGUUACUAG
Messenger RNA from Dichotomopilus funicola, 390 nucleotides. RefSeq lists its product as uncharacterized. NCBI's taxonomy places the organism in Eukaryota, Fungi, Ascomycota, Sordariomycetes, Sordariales, Chaetomiaceae. The transcript has a single exon. The record is from RefSeq and is a predicted model, not a curated record. The coding region runs from base 1 to 390 and encodes 129 amino acids.